CGCAGUUGUGCGCGAGAAGCCGAAUUGAUGAGACGCGAGUGUAAUUUGUGCUGGCUGAGCUGCUUUAAUGAAAUUUCUGUCAGUAGUGGUUUAAUUUUUAAAUUUAUUAAAAUUGCAUAAGUGUAAAGCUAUUCCCAAGGACGCUCAUUUAGUGCCUAAAGCACUCAGACGAAUUGAAUUUGAUUCGUAUAUGUAAUAGGAGUAUACGUAUGUACGUAUGUACACACCAAUGUUCAUGCCCCUCACGUAAUCACAUAUUUGCAUAGACUGAACAUUCCAGACAACGCUCUCUCGCAGGAGAGAAAAGAGAUAAAAAACCACAACUACAAACCAGGGAUAUCAACAGCAUCAUCCGCCUGCUCCAAGUGCGCGCGGGGCUAAAUUACAGACACAUACCUACACACCAGACACAUUCAGGAUGGGGCGGCUGUCACAAACGCUCGCCAUCCUGCUGCUGGUGGCCGCUUUAGGCUCCAUAACUGCAGAGAUAAACUCACCGCCUCGUAUUAUCAAACAACCGCCAACAGAUGAACUGCUCUUCAAAGUCGCAGUACAAAGUAAGGAAAGUGAUAAACCAUUCAUCAUCGAGUGUGAAGCUGAAGGAAAACCAGAUCCAAGGUAAGCGCUCGUAUACUCCAAGUAAAAACCAAAAAACAAAAAAAAAAAAAAUCUUAAAAAAAAAAAGUGGGCUUAUGUAUAUGAAAAAUGUUUGUAAUUACAUUUCAAUUAACUGCAUAAAUAAAUAUUUUAGCCGGGCACCCAUUCGACUUGAUAUUUGCAAAGCAAAUAUUUUUCGAGCUCUUAAGUGAAACAAUGGAAACUAUUUAGUCGAAUUUCCGCAUAACUUACAAAGUGCUUCGAAGCAGCGGCGUUAGUUAGGUCAGUGGGUAGCUCACCGCUGGUGGUCGCCUAAUAGUUAAGGUGAGAGGCAGGGAGGGAGGUGAACUGUAGUGCGCCAAGAAUUGUCGAAUUAAAUAGCAAUUAGCACAGCAGGAAUUCAGAUGCUCGCAUUUUUCACGUAAGAAAGGCGGUGAAAUUAAAUAAAAGAGAUUAAAAACAGAAAAGUGAAAGGAAUUUCACGCGCCCGAAAACAAAUUCUUCAAAGAAACAUUGAAUGGCAUCGUAUACAAUUUUCACACAUCUUUUUUUAAUGCUUUUUUCAAUCUUUUCAUUUUUACUUUUAUUCUCCUUUUUUUUAAUACAUUGCUUGCGUUCCCGCUGUGGCAUGUGUAUUGAAGUAAAAACAAAAAAAAAUUGAUUAGUAACAAUGCUGGGCAUCGAGAUAAUAUGUUGUUGUGGCGACACGUUUUAUUUUUAGUUUAGAGGCUGAAAGCAUUUUCGCUUGGGGGAAAAAUAUGCCUCCUCUAAAAACUGAAGAAAUCAUCUAAAAUAAACUUAGUAUUAUUUAAAGCUAUGGCAGCUUUUGCCGUAUUUUAUUUACUUAACAAAUUGUAUUUGUUUAUUUUUUAUUCACUUGCAACAUGUGUUGUUAUUUUGCAGCAAAGAAGUCAAAAUGAUUUUGGGGAUUUUUGGAUGAACAAAACAAAAAAACAUCUGGAAGCAAAAUUUCAGAUUUGUAUAGUAGCUGGAAGUAAUAAAUGUGAACUGGAAUUGCUGUCAACAGAAGGAUGAUAGAUUUACCAGGUUUGGUCAUUAGCUAUGGCAAAAACAAAAUUGUGUUGGCAACUUCGGUUGUCACGUCACCGGGUACUCGACAGCCAAUUUCUGCGCGUUCGUUUCACACUCCGCCAAUCAAUCAGUCGUGGUUCAGACGGCAACGUUGAUUGUUGAUUUUUGAAGUGAAACUUCUUAGGCGACGAUGGACUAGCGAGAAUGAAGAGUCAAAUUUCAAGGCUAUGUAACGUUUUGGGCAUUUUCGUUCCGCGAGAGAUAAAAAAAAUAUAACGUAGAGGAAAAGGAGAGAGAGAGCUAUACUUUAUAUAUAUCUUAGAUACACUUUAGGCUAUUUUUCCUAAGUUUUUCCUUGUGGUUUCUAAUUUCUAGUGAGAAAUAACACUACCUACUUCUUUGCGCUUAUUUGUUGGUGCAAACUUGUAGGAAAUAUAUUUUUGGUGCCUACUUUUUGGCGUUAUAUUCCCUUGGUACUGUUUGGGGCGUUUUUUGACCCAAUUUUUUUGGCAUUUUGUUUUUGUGCCUACUUUUUGGCGUUUCCUGGCUCGGAUUUAUUGGUAUUGCCUUGCGGUAAUUUGUGCCGUUGUUGCGAUCCUGGAAUCGCUGCGUUUGUGCGGGUGAUAAACGCUCGGAGUAAUGCGCGUUGUUGCCACAGUUUGUGUCCGGCGUUUACCUACACCGGUCGAACCUUCUCCGUUUUUUGUAAAUUUUGUCUAUUUCUAUUCUCUGCAAAGUUGUGAAUUUAUUUAGCUACUAGCGGACUCGACAGACUUCGUUCUGUCAAAUAGAUUUUGAAUGUGGCAGUUUAUAUUUCGACCUUAAGACGCUUUUACUCUGCUGACCCUCACACACCGCCCUAUCAUCAUAGUGACGGUUCUGUUCAGGAGAAUUAAAGAAAAGGGUCAGCUCGGCUGACCUAAGUAUCUUCGCUUCCACGAACUUUGCCCACCCUUUUUUAUUUUGUUUAUUUUUUUUCUGUAUUUUUUAUUUUUUUAUUUUUACUUUUUAUUUUUUUAUAUGUAAUAUUUAUUUAUAUUUUUAUUUUAUUAUUAUAUUUAAUUUUUAUGUGUUUUAUUUUUUGAUAAGUAUAUAUCUUUUUUUCUAUUCAUUUUUUCUUAUUUUAUUUUUUUCGUUCAGUUCGUAAUGUAUGUUUUUAUUUAUUUGUUUUAUUAGAGGUUCUUUUAUAUUAAAUUUUUAUUUCGUAUUUUUUUUUUGGUUUUUGUUUAUGUUUUUGU
Anastrepha ludens (Mexican fruit fly) is the source of this 2867-nucleotide messenger RNA. Its product is annotated as neuroglian-like. NCBI's taxonomy places the organism in Eukaryota, Metazoa, Arthropoda, Insecta, Diptera, Tephritidae. The coding region runs from base 419 to 622 and encodes 67 amino acids. The record is from RefSeq and is a predicted model, not a curated record. The transcript is spliced from 3 exons.